Messenger RNA from Oncorhynchus mykiss (rainbow trout), 6683 nucleotides. RefSeq names its product Rho GTPase activating protein 46b (gene arhgap46b). NCBI's taxonomy places the organism in Eukaryota, Metazoa, Chordata, Actinopteri, Salmoniformes, Salmonidae. Gene Ontology annotation, molecular function: protein binding; GTPase activator activity. Gene Ontology annotation, cellular component: cytoskeleton; cytoplasm. The record is from RefSeq and is a predicted model, not a curated record. Gene Ontology annotation, biological process: signal transduction.
GUGUGUGUGUGUGUGUGUGUGUGUGUGUGUGUACUGUAGAGUCCUGUACUGGGUCUCAAUGCUCAGUGCUAUAACAGGGCCAGGACUUCAUUCCUGCCCCAGAAAGGAGUAACGUGGUGAGGAGUGAACAGGAGUGUCUGAUUGCUCUCCCAGAUUAGGUUCCUCAUAGUGUAGGAAGGAGGCUACAGGCACGCUACGCUCUGGAGGAAAGAGGAGGAGAGGGGAGCACAGAAGGAGACCGGCUGUAUGUUCUUUGUGUUGUGCUGAGUUGCUAAAAAUGUGAGCUCAGUAGAAAGGGAACUGUUUGGUGGGCUGCCCACUGCUUUUUGGCAGACUACUGUUAAUAUCCGAACAUUCUGGUGCUUCAGAGUGAUAACAGAACUAUUUCACCAGGCAGUCUCAUUCUUCUGCCUUGACCUUAUUCUGGUAGCCCUCAGCCAGUCUCAUUCUUCUGCCUUGACCUUAUUCUGGUAGCCCUCAGCCAGUCUCAUUCUUCUCCCUUGACCUUAUUCUGGUAGCCCUCAGCCAGUCUCAUUCUUCUCCCUUGACCUUAUUCUGGUAGCCCUCAGCCAGUCUCAUUCUUCUCCCUUGACCUUAGUCUGGUAGCCCUCAGCCAGUCUCAUUCUUCUGCCUUGAUCUUAUUCUGGUAGCCCUCAGCCAGUCUCAUUCUUCUGCCUUGACCUUAUUCUGGUAGCCCUCAGCCAGUCUCAUUCUUCUGCCUUGAUCUUAUUCUGGUAGCCCUCAGCCAGUCUCAUUCUUCUCCCUUGACCUUAUUCUGGUAGCCCUCAGCCAGUCUCAUUCUUCUGCCUUGACCUUAUUCUGGUAGCCCUCAGCCAGUCUCAUUCUUCUCCCUUGACCUUAUUCUGGUAGCCCUCAGCCAGUCUCAUUCUUCUCCCUUGACCUUAUUCUGGUAGCCCUCAGCCAGUCUCAUUCUUCUCCCUUGACCUUAUUCUGGUAGCCCUCAGCCAGUCUCAUUCUUCUCCCUUGACCUUAUUCUGGUAGCCCUCAGCCAGUCUCAUUCUUCUCCCUUGACCUUAUUCUGGUAGCCCUCAGCCAGUCUCAUUCUUCUCCCUUGACCUUAUUCUGGUAGACCUCAGCCAGUCUCAUUCUUCUCCCUUGACCUUAUCCUGGUAGCCCUCAGCCAGUCUCAUUCUUCUCCCUUGACCUUAUUCUGGUAGCCCUCAGCCAGUCUCAUUCUUCUCCCUUGACAUUAUUCUGGUAGCCCUCAGCCAGUCUCAUUCUUCUGCCUUGAUCUUAUUCUGGUAGCCCUCAGCCAGUCUCAUUCUUCUGCCUUGAUCUUAUUCUGGUAGCCCUCAGGCCAAGUAAUUCUUCUCUCUAUUUUCCCCUUAAAUGUGUUUUACAAGAAGCAGGUUGCCACUCGUGAAUCACUGCACCCUUGCCACACACACGUUAACACACUCCCGUUAUUGCUCAGGCACUAGUCUACACAAAUGAUUCCCGGCGUUUGACUAAUGCAUGCCUUUCGAGAAGCUGAUUGACUGUGUAAGUGAGAGAGAGAGAGAGAGAGAGAGAGAGAGAGAGAGAGAGAGAGAGAGAGAGAGAGAGAGAGAGAGUAUAUCCCUAACAGAGACAUGCAGUCAGACCUCUAGACUGAUCUAGACAGAGACACAUACAGUAGACAGCAGAGUCGGCCAGUCUGAGAGAGCAGUAUAGUCCUGUGUUGUUCACCUGAGAGAGGCUCCAGUCAUGAGGUUAGGUGAGCUGUUAUUCUGACUCAGUGUGUUGAGAGAUGGCGUGUUCUUUAGGAGCGGUCUGGCUCACAGAGCCUUUGGACAGAAAUCUGGGAAUGUUCAAGGUAAAGGUGACGCUAUCUCAACCUUAGUCGUAACUACUCAAUGCUAAGGCGUACAUGGGUCAGUGAGACUCACUCUCCCCAGCUAGGCAGGGCAAAGUGGUUCGUACAUUGGACAUACUGCACACACCCUCUUGCAUGCUUGCAUGAGCUGUGAUACUGUUUGUGAUAAGGCCUGGGUGGGUGGGGCCAAGGCAGAGACAGAUAUAGGCUCCAUGCUUAGAUGGCCGAGCACAAAGACUGCUGGUACGGUUUAAACAGCUGGACAGAGAGAGCAGCACAACAACGGCUCACUGAGUUUUAGCACACAGCCCUUUGAAAUAUAUAUAUAUAUCCCUCCCCGAUAACAUGUCUUUUGACUUCUGUCUCUGUCAUGAGGAGAACUUAGUGCUAGUAGAAUUUCAAAAACGACGGAAAGUCAUAAUCAAUCAAUAUGCAAUGUCCAUCGUUGAGCCACAUGUCCAGGAGGGUAUCAUCGGCUACAACAUCAUCGCAUUGUACAACCAUUCUGUUGCAUCUCUAUGACGUUGUUGUGACGUGGAGGCUCCAAACACACCUUCACUUCUGGCACAUGUUGUGCUCUGACUGAGGCAGGACUUUAGACUCCGCAGGGUGUGUGUCUGAGCAGGGAGAACUGCAGACAUUACUGUUGGUUGUGUUUGAUCUCUUUUCUCUUCAGUAUCUCUCUCUGUCCUCAAGAACGACAGCAAUAAACAGGAAGUAGGUUCUCUGUGUGAACAGCAACAGUCCUUUUGUCUGGUGUGAUGGACGGGACAGGGCUGUGACUGGGUGGAGAUCUUGGAGCCGCGCUCACAGGAGCGCAUGUACGUGAACCUGGCCUCGGGGGAAUGUGGUUGGGAGCCCCCCCCAGGCGCCGCUGUGCGCCAGUCCGACGGCAACCAGUGGUGGGAGCUGUUUGACAGCCACAACAACCGCUUCUACUACUACAACAGUGCCAGCCAGCAGACGGUUUGGCACCGGCCCCAGGCCUGCGACAUCGUGCCCCUGGCCCAGCUACAGGCCAUGAAGAGGAGCUCAGAGACGGGUCUGAGCGGCCCCAUCAAGCCCCAGAGAGGGGGAGGAGAGGGCCGUCGUACACCCCUACCUAACCAGGCCUACCCCAUGCCCCCCUCCCAGGACCCUGACAGCAGCGGGAGGUCGACCCCGUCUAAGGGGCUCUGUGACAGCCUGGAGAACAGGAAAGAUACCCCCAGGGACACAGGUCAAAGAUGGCAGCCUGCUCCAGGGUCGAAGGCAGCCAUGUUAGUGAAGGUGAACAGCAUUGGCAGGAACCAGUCCGUGGUGCCCGCUAGCACCCUGCACCUCCUCCACCACAACAACCUCAGCCCUGGAAGCCCUGCUGUGUACCAGGUCCACUCCGACAGACCCAGCCCUGCAGGCAAGAUGGCUGCCCCCGUGGACCCCAAGCAAGCCUUCCACCUGAAGAAGGGAGACAAUGGUAACUUCUGCCUGGUGAUGCCCUCCACUGGCAGCAAGGUCCACCAGACCCCCCAGAGGUCUCAGGCUGGCACCCCCAGGCCCUCCUCGCCCCAGUACGGUGCCACUCCACCCAUCUAUGAUGAACCCCCCAUGGAUCCACCUAUCUAUGAUGAACCCCCCAUGGAGGUAGAGGGGGCCCACCUCCUGAACAGGCCCUUCACCCCCUCCACCAGCCUACAGAGGGUCCGCCAGCCCCAAUCCCACCCCCAGAACCAACCCCAGCAGCAGCCCAAGCUUCUCCAAUACCCAGCCUCUCACCUGAGCUCCAAACACAAGAGAAACCCCUCCGCCACAGAUUACAGCCCCGCUGGACGGGAGUGCAUCAAACACAUGGUCAACGUGGACCCUGCCACCUGCAAACAGAGCCCCUUAUCCCAGCCUGUCCAGACAGAGCAGGGCCCUGCCCCAGAGCCUGCCCUGCCCCCCUCUCCAUCCCCCUCCCCAGCCCCAGGUGUGACCCAGCCCAGGCCCAAGGAGGUGAGUCUAGAGAAGAAGCAGUCAUGGCGUCUCCUGGAGGCCAGCGCGAGGAAGAACAUGGAGGCCCGACACAGCCGACAGAACAGCCUGGCCUCCCAAGAGUACCCGGCACCGGCGGCCGUUACCUACCAGGACUCAGGCUACUCUACGGGGCCCUCGCCCAGCCUGAGGAGGAAGAACCGCAGGAGAGCCCUGGGCGGAGGGGCUGGGGGUGCAGGGCAGGGCCGGCCAGGCUCGGUGGGCAGCACUGGGGAGCUCAGUGCCCUGAAUGAGAAGCUGAUGGCAGAGAUGCGAGCGGUGGUGAGUCGCUCAAACACCCUGCGUGGCAGCAAGGCCAGCCUGGACACAGAGAUGUCUGAGGGGUCUGUACCACGGGCCCGUUCCCCCUUGAACUCCCUAAAGAAGCACGGGGGCCACAGCGCCUCUCGGGAGGACAUCAGUGCCAGUAACCGCUCUCUGUAUCGGGCCGGGAGCGGGAGUAACCACGGCGACAUACCCCUCUCGCCCCUGGCGUCAGACGGCAUGGUGCGUCAGAAACGGACCUAUGAGAAGGUGGACACUCUGGAGAAAAGCAUCACCAGCCAGAACAGCAUGUCCUCCCCAGAGCCCCCCAUGUCCCCCUCCCAGGCAGGAACACUGGAAUCCAAGGCCCAGUCCGAGUCCUCAUCACACGGGGGAGGUAAUGGUCACGGGGGCACCCGGGGUUCCCCCCAUAGAGUUAUCGUGACUGGAGACAGAGGAGAAGGUGGGGGAGGUGGAAAAGGAGGUAUGGGUUACCAGUACCCUUACACCACCCUCUGCAAACCUCCUCCAGACGCCAACAUGGUGGACUGGGCCAGUAAGAACCUGAACCAACACACUCAGGGCCUGUUCCGCCGCCGCGUCUCCAUCUCCAACAUGCUCUCCUGGAACAGGGGCUCCAUUAAGAAGCCCAUGCUGAUCACCAGCGACCGCACAGUCAAGAAGGAGGCCUGUGAGAUGUUCAAACUGGUCCAGGCCUACAUGGGGGACCGUCCAGCCCGGCUGGAGCGCCGUCACGCUGCCCUGCUGGUGGUCACUAAGUGCUGGGGCAUGCAGGGCCUGAGGGACGAGUUGUACGUCCAGCUGGUCAGACAGACCACUGACAACCUGAACCUGAGAAGCCUGGAGGCCGGCUGGGAACUCAUGGCCAUCAGCCUGGCCUUCUUCUCCCCCUCACCCAAGUUCAGACGCUACCUGGAGGGGUACAUUCAGAGACAUCUAGAGCCCUCCAACGACAAGAAGAUCAUGCAGCACAUUAUGGAACAACAGGACAUGAAGAACAAGAAGAAUUCAAAGUCCCGGAAGAAGAGGAAGCAGAACAAUGAGGAGGAAGAAGAGGAGGGCCUGCCAAUCAGCACUUAUGCCAAGUACUGCUAUCGCAAGCUGCAGAAGGUCGCCGUCACUGGGGUCAAAAAGGGUCUAAGGAAGCCCACCCUGGAGGAGUUAGACCAGGGGAGGAAAGCCAUUGUGACCCCCUCCCUGUUCGGCAGUGCUCUGGAGGAGAUCAUGGAGCGUCAGAGUGAGCGGUUCCCGGAGCGCAGGCUCCCCUGGGUGCAGGUGCAGCUGUCCCAGUACGUCCUGGCCCUGGGAGGGGCCCAGACAGAGGGAAUCUUCAGGGUGCCUGGAGAUAUUGACGAGGUGAAUGCACUGAAGCUGCAGGUGGAUCAGUGGAAUAUUCCAGAAAACCUUGGUGACCCCAACGUCCCAGCGUCUCUGCUGAAGCUGUGGUACAGGGAGCUGGAGGAGCCAGUCAUCCCUCAGACCUUCUAUAAGCAGUGCGUCAGUAACUAUGAGGAUCCAGAGGCAGCGAUCAGUGUGGUGCAGUCUCUGCCUGAGCUAAGCAGGCUGGUGCUCUGCUACUUUAUACACUUCUUACAGGUGUUUGCCCAGCCCGUCAAUGUGAGUAAGACCAAGAUGGACGUGAACAACCUGGCCAUGGUGAUGGCUCCCAACUGUCUCCGCUGCCAGUCGGAUGACCCGCGCAUCAUCUUUGAGAACACACGGAAAGAGAUGUCCUUCUUACGCAUGCUCAUUGUUCACCUGGACACCAGCUUUGUCAAGGGCAUCAUCUGAGGAGGCCUCCUCUAGACCGCUCACACCACUCUCUACUGCCACCUCACCCACAACAAGCCCGCUGUUCCUUCACACAUGUCACAUCUCAACCUUCUCUCUGGUUCACUAACACCACAUUAUGAGGACUACAGACAGUGGACUGCCCAGAAAGUGACUGGAAAUCAAGACAGAUUUCCUGCUCUGAAUCAUCUCGUUUGAGACUUUGGGACAAGCUCACAUGUGAUGGUAAUGGGAGACUGUUCAUCAGUUUUAAAGCACACUGCAGGACAUACUGUACAUACUAUAUGUAUCUCCCCAUGUUUCUGCUCCAAACACUGGACCGUGCUGGCGUGAGAUUCAGCAUAUGAAGAGCAGUCACAAUAGGAGACUGUGAUGCACAUUAAGCCAGAGUGCAGGGAGAAAUCAAGACAAAUCUCAUUUGUAAAUAUGGGUUUUUAAAGGAUUACUUCCUGCUUUGAGUGCCACAUACAUAUCUGACGCUAUGGUCAUGAAUUAUGUUUCGUCAUGUGUUCUGAAAUAACAAAAUGAGGUGAAACCCACUCUGUAUUAUCACCAUUCUCUUUCCUUUAUUGUAAUAGUGUAUUCAAGCAAUGUUUUCCUUCUCAUUCUAAGUUCAUUUGGAAUGCUUUUUUGACUAAUUUAAUAUGAAUUCUGUCUGGGUUGACAGAGCUGCAGGAUGAGUUGACAAAAAAGGUUUAUGCUACUCGUGACCUCUCCACUGGCCUCAGAGACAGGUUCACUCUCUAGGUAAAAAAACCCCACAUUUAUUUCUGAAUUAAAGUUUCUCUAGCAGGAAAAA